AGUGUCCCUAUUAAGUCAGAAAAGAAGCCAGAGCUGCUCUGAAAGGAUGACUUUGUAUUUACGCUAAGUGACAAUGGUUUUAGAGUGGCUGCCCACUCCCAGACGUAAACUUUUAUCUGCAAGGACUUUUGGGGGGAAAAGUUUGCUAGCGAGAAUUUAAAGACUCCGGAUGCUCCCUUAAGGAUUUUGUCAUCAUCUCGUCUCUUUGGUUUUGGCCUAAAUGAUUAUGUUUCUCCCUUUGGGGAGGAUUUCUCUGGGCAUUUUGAUGCUUUUCAUGACAGGAGGAAACCUUGUAUCAGUCGCAGAAGAGAUUCAAGAACCCAAUGCAGUCUCUGUCCUCUCACCUGAGAAGUCAACAGACCUUUUGUUGCCUACCAGGAAGAGGCAGAUUAUGGAUGCCACAGAGACUGGGAGGAGGUGGCUGCUUAGAAGGCGGAGGUCUAUCCUGUUCCCAAAUGGAGUAAAAAUUUGCCCCAGUGAAACUGUUGCAGAGGCUGUGGCAAGCCAUGUGAAAUAUUUUAAAGCCCGAGUGUGCCAGGAAGCCAUCUGGGAAGCCUUCAGGACAUUUUGGGAUCGAAUUCCUGGGCAUGAUGAGUAUCAUUACUGGAUGAACUUAUGUGAAGAUGGAGUCACAAGUGUAUUUGAAAUGGGCGCCCAGUUUAGUCAGUCUGUGGAACAUAGAAACUUAAUCAUGAAGAAACUGACUUACACAAAGGAAGCUGAGAGCAGCUCCUGCAAGGAUCAGGCCUGUGGACCUGAGUUGUCAUCUCCAGUUGCUAUUGGUGAGACCUCAACAUUAUUAGCAGGUGCUGUCUCCAAUGCUUCCUAUCCAGGGGUGGCCUCAGAGAGCAGUGUGGUGUCACCUCAGGAGAGUAUCAGCAAUGAAAUUGAGAAUGUGACAGAGGAGCCCACACAACCAGCUGCUGAACAGAUAGCAGAAUUCAGCAUCCAACUUCUGGGAAAGCAAUACAGUGAAGAACUGCAGGAUCCCUCCCACGCCCUCUACAGGCUUCUUGUGGAAGAGUUUAUUUCAAAGGUUGAAAAAGCAUUCACAGGGUUACCCGGCUACAAGGGCAUCCGUGUUCUGGAAUUCAGGUCUCCGGAGGAAAAUGUCAGUGGGAUAGAUGUUCACUAUGCAGUUACCUUCAAUGGUGAAGCCAUCAGCAAUACCACCUGGGACCUCAUAAGCCUUCACUCCAACAAGGUAGAGAACCACGGCCUUGUAGAGCUGGAUGAUAAUCCCACUGCUGUCUAUACAAUUAGUAACUUCAGAGACUAUAUUGCUGAGACACUGCACCAGAACUUUUUGAUGGGAAAUUCCUCUUUGAAUCCUGAUCCCAAGUCUCUCCAGCUUAUCAAUGUGAGAGGAGUUUUGCUCCCCCAAACAGAAGACAUAGUUGGGAACACUCAAAGUUCAAGUCUUCAGGUGACAACAUCCUCCAUUCUGGAUAAUACCCUUCAAGCUGAAUGGCUCUCAGCAGAUGAAUCCACUGCCACCACCACCACCACCACCACCACCACCACCAUUUCAGCAUUUGGUUUCAGCUCUGGUCCUCCCUCAGCCACUGGCAGGGAACUCUGGUCAGAAAGUACUUUUGGUGAUGUAGUGUCUACAACCAAGUUAGCUUCUCCCUCGAAGGUGGUCCUCAGUUCUUCCCUAGAGGUUUUAGGGGGUAGCAGCUUGGCUCUUCAUUCUGUUACCCCAGCAGUGCUUCAGAUUGACUUGCCUGUGGUUCCUGAGGGAAGGACUUCUGGAUCUUCCAUAUUAGAAGAUGGAUUAGCCAACACUGAAGAACCAGAAGAUGCUUCUAUUGAUGUAUUGCCUUCAAGCUCAUUAAUUCAACCUGUGCCAAAGGAAACAGUAACACCCAUGGAAGCCUCUGACAUGACUCUCUUGACAUCCUCACCACAUCUGACCUCUUCUGUUAUAGAAGACCUUGCUGAAGACAUAACGACACCUUCUGGCUUAGACUCCUUGGCUUCCAAAGUCUCAGACCAGUUGGAAGUGAGCCCUUGGUUUCCAGACACCUCUGUGGAAAACGACUUCAUUUUUGAAAGUGGCUUGGGUUCUGGGUCUGGGGAAAAUGUAGAUGCAAUUGAUUGGCCAUGGAGUGAGACUUCAUUAGAGAAGACCACUGAACCACUGUCAAAGUCAUGGUCUGAAGAGCAGGAUGUACUAUCACCAACCGAGGGAGUAGAAAAAUUACAUAUAGAUGGCAGAGUAGAUUCUACAGAACAAAUUAUUGAACCUUCAGAACAUAGAUAUGGAGAUAGGUCCACACAUUUUACAGAGGAAGAAUCCCAUGUUGGAUCUACUAUACCCAUCUUUGUAGAGUCUGCAACUCAACCUACGUCUCUAAUUUUUUCAAAGCACACAUCAGAUGUGCCAGACAUUGAUUCUUACUCAGUUACCAAAGCACCCUUUUUACUGGCAGCUAUAGCAACCCCUGCUUCCACCAAGAAAACAGAUGAGGUGAAUACUCUCCUAAAGGAAGAUAUGGUACAAACAGAAUCAUCCAGUCAUAAAGGACUUGACAGUGAGAUUUCCAUGGCAAAGCCAGAUAUGCAGCCUGUGUGGACCAUAUUGCCAGAAUUAGAUAUAGUUUGGACAAGAACUUCUUCCUUAGGGAAAUUGUCUAGAGACACAUUGGCAAGUACACCAGAGAGCACUGACAGACCCUGGUUGAAAGCUUCCAUGACACAGUCCACUGAAUUGCCUCCAACUACCAACUCCAUCCAGCUAGAGGAUGAAGCAAUAAUGGCUGUCCAGGAUAUUUCAUUAGAACUAGAUCAGGGAGGCACAGAUUACUCUCAGCCUGAGCUAACCCAAGAACAAAAUGACAAGGUUGAUAGCUAUGUGGAAAUGUCUCCCAGUGUUCACUACACAGAGAUGCCUAUUGUGGCUCACUCUACAAAAGGAGGUGUCUUGAGUCACAUCCAGACUGCAGGAGCAUUGGUGGUUUUCUUCAGCCUCCGAGUGACAAACAUGUUGUUUUCAGAAGACCUGUUUAACAAAAACUCCUUGGAAUAUAAAGCCCUGGAGCAAAGAUUCUUAGAACUGCUGGUUCCCUAUCUCCAGUCAAACCUGUCAGGGUUCCAGAACUUAGAAAUCCUGAACUUCAGAAAUGGCAGCAUUGUGGUGAAUAGCCGAGUGAAGUUUGCAGAGUCUGUCCCUCCUAAUGUCAACAAUGCCAUGUAUAUGAUUCUGGAAGACUUUUGUACCACUGCGUACCAAACCAUGAACCUGGAUAUUGAUAAGUACUCCCUGGAUGUGGAAUCAGGUGAUGAUGCCAACCCUUGCAAGUUUCAGGCCUGUAAUGAAUUUUCUGAGUGUUUAGUAAAUCCGUGGAGUGGAGAAGCAAAGUGCAAAUGCUACCCUGGGUACCUGAGUGUGGAUGAGCUGCCUUGUCAAAGUCUCUGUGAUCUACAGCCUGACUUCUGUUUGAAUGACGGAAAGUGUGACAUUAUGCCCGGACAUGGAGCCAUUUGUAGAUGCCGGGUUGGUUCAAACUGGUGGUAUCGAGGCCAACACUGUGAAGAGUUUGUGUCUGAGCCCGUUGUCAUAGGCAUCACUAUUGUCUCUGUGCUUAGCCUUCUCCUUGUUGCUUCUGCUGUUCUCUUCUUCCUCAUGAAGACACUUCAAGCUCAGAAUGUCAGGAGAGAAAGGCAGAGGCGCACCAGCUCAUGCAGGCAGCCUGACAGCCUGUCAUCUGUUGAGGAUGCUAUGAAGUUCAACCCUGCAUAUGAGAGCCACUUGCCUGGAUGUGAACACUAUGAGAAACCCUAUAGCCAACACUCUUUCUAUAGGUCUGCUAGUGAAGAGGUGAUUGGUGGUCUGAGCAGAGAAGAAAUCAGACAGAUGUACGAAAGCAGUGACCUUUCCAAAGAGGAAAUUCAAGAGAGAAUGAGGAUUUUGGAACUCUAUGCUAACGAUCCUGAGUUUGCAGCUUUUGUGAGAGAGCAUCAAAUGGAGGAGCUUUAAUGUAAAUGCCCAUUUUUUUUUUUUUUUUUUUGACGCCAAUCAGAAUGUUGGAGGAGAUGGAGAAGGCUUGUUACCUCUGCUAUUUAAAUAAUGUGGAGUUUGAACCCUGCUGGAAGAAGAGUUUGCAUUGAAGAAUAAAUAAGUAAAUAUGGGACGCAUUUCUCAUUCCUACUGCAGCUUAAGUUUUUGGAAUGUAGCAAAAAAAUGUGAUGAGUUUUAUUUCUACAUCCAGAGAUGUGGUGAAAGACAUUUAAAGUAGUGUAAACUCUGAUUUCGUAACAUAUUCUAAAAGCAAACACAUAAAACAGAACCAAACCGAAAACCUAAAGCCAGACCUUGGAGUUGAGGCUGCAGUGCCUCUCUGUGUCUGACUUUUUGAGAGCAUCUCUAAGAACUGUGGCCCAGGCUUUCUAGUAAGAACAUAAAGUGAGACUAAUGAAGAGUAAACCUUAGAACUUGACUGUUUUGUAACAUACUUGUUAAAGUCAAACCAGAUAGAGGAAGCUUUGAAGCAAUUUGAAUAUAGUUUAAAGUCAAAUAUUCAUCUAAAUAAAAAUUAGGCUUUAGGAACAGGCUGCUGAGUUAGGCAGUCUUUAGCUGCAGUGUGUCUUGCUUAUGUUUGAUGCUUGCUUCUAUACUAGUUCUGAGCUUCCUGAGCACAUAAAUCAAGACCACAACACUUUUAAAUUAGUUACGUCAAUAUGUGCCACAGUUUGGUCAUCAAUUUGGCACCCUUAAGAGGAAGUAAAUUAGGAAUUAUUUUCAUCAGCUUGGCCUGUGGGCAUAUCAGUGGGGCAGUUUUUGAUUACUAAUUGAUAUAGAAAGGCCCAGCCCACUAUGUGUGGUACUAUUCCCAGGCAGGGUUGUUGGAGAGUUAAGUUGCAUAAGAAAGGUAGAGCCUAGCUAGAAGAAACCAGCCAAUAAACACUUUCCUUUGUGCUUUCUUCUUCAAACUCCUGUCUUGGCUUCCCUCUAUGGUAGACUAUAACCUGUAAGCCAAAUAAACUUUUCCCUUCUGUCUUAGUUAAGGUUUCCAUUGUUGUGAAGAGACACCAUGACUAAGGCAACUCUUUUAAGGACAACAUUUAAUUGAGACUAGCUUACAGAAGUUCAGUCCAUUAUCAUCAAAGCUGGAAGCAAGGCAGCGUCCAGGGAGGCAUGGCAUUGGAGGAGCUAACAAUUCUUCAUCUUCUUCCAAAGGAAGGCAGGAGCAGACUAGCUUUCAGGCAGCUAGGAUAAGGGUCUUAAAGCCCAUGCCCACAGUGACACACCUACUCUAACAAGACCACUCCUACUCCAACAAGGCCACACCUCCAAAUAGUGCCACUCCCUGGGCCAAACAUAUUCAAACCACCAUACUUUCCCAAAGGUGCUUUUGGUUAAUGACAACAGAGAAAGCAAAAGAUUAUGGUAUCCUAUUUUUUAAGCUUUCAGGAAUAGUACCCAUGCAUGAAGUUUGCAUGGUUUCUAUUUGUCUUAGGCAAAAGUAAUCAUGGGACUGUGAAGGGCUGAGUUAGAUAAAUACCAGGACACUGCUUUUCAGAUGGACUGACAGGCAAACUCAUUACUUAAAUAUGUUCCCUGACUGCUUCUGAGGUACAAUAGUGUCUCAGGCAAUUCUAGUAUCUUCUGUACUUUCUGGUGUAGGAAUUUGGAUAACAGCACAUACCUACCUCACAUAAUGUCAGUGAUAUCAUUCGUUGCUUCUUUGUAUAAUGCUCACUGUCUAGAUGAAAUCUCACCUAUUAUAACUGGACAAAGCAAGAUAUUUUAAAAAAUUGUCUCGGUUGAAAAAAAACCCCAUACUUUAUAAAUAGAAAUUAAAAAAGAAGUUUGUCUCUUUUUCACCUAUGGUUAUUUUAGAUGGGUAAUUUGGGGGUUAGACUGUCAAGGCAAAUUAAUCAUGAUGAUUAAUUUAAAGAUACAUAGGAAAUAGAUCAUUGUUAAUUCAAGCUAUUUAUGAAGACACUUUCAUGUUUGCAAAAACUCUCUUGAAGUUCAUUAUUUAUUCCAGACCAGGUAUAAAAUGGCUGCAGGAUAAAAUAUCUGGUUCAUUUAGUUUUCUUAAAUCACUGACUGUAAGUUUCACUAGUUAUGAGAUCAGCAAAAACUGAGUAGGAAGAACAGACAACUUACUUAGAAGAAAACAAUGGUUUAGGAGACUAACUUACCUUUAUUAAAUUGAGAGGUUUUAGCCAAGAAAAGUAUGGGUCAUUCCCUCCCUCCCCAAAUGUUUCCAAUGAUUCCAAGUAGAAAUAGGUGGGGCCAGCCUUCAUUAGUAACCCAGCUGCAGUGAGUCAGGAUUCUAGUUCAUUCUAUUCCCUAGUGUGUAAUCAAUGCAGAAAAAUGAUGUAAAUGUUACAAUCCUUUAAUUGAGAGCAUUGUGUACAGCAAAGCACCCUGCCUAGAGGUGGGGAGAUGGGACAGUAUUAUGACAUAGUUGGUGAUGUAAAAAAAUUGCCUGGAACUUUCUUUGAUUCAUGCAUUUUGUAAUAUGUAGACGGUUCUUAUAAGUCAACAAGAGACAAGUGAAACCACACCCCACUGGAUACUAAAACCAUUGACUAAAACACAUCUCUCAACUACAUAGUUACUACUAAAGCUUAGGCCAAAUGAUUAGUAAUCCUGAUUUUUUCUCUUGUAUUUGAUUAAGGGCUUAACUGGAGAAAAAUCAUGGUAUAAGAGACUAUGGGUACAAAUAUAUGUCUGGACUACUUGAUGAUUCCUACGUAGUGAUGUACAUAUCCUAAUAUAUACUUAAUAUGAAGUAUAGUUAAUGGCAUACUAUUCUUUUUCAUUUUAUUUAUGACAGUUUAUUCAAUGUGGGAUCAAACAACUCCAAUUUACUAUACUACUCUCUUGAACACUUCUAGUCAUAAUAUUAGUUGGUUAGAAAUAAAAAUUUAAGACUUUAUGUGUGUAUAAGGACCCUUUGAUUCUCAUGUAUAUAUAACUGUGAUGUAUCCAUUAGUAAUAAACAUGUCUUUCAAGCCCUUGCCUUUUGUUUGUCAAUUAGAAAAACAAUUGCAUCUCUUAGCAACAGUUGAAUUGCAAGCACCAUUCACACAAAAGAUACCUUUGUGUGACUGCCAUGUAGAGAUGAAAAUGAUUCUUUGAUCUUAGUGGAGUAAGGAUUUAGGAGAAUCAGACGUGAGUGAAUAUGGAGCCCAGUUGAUGUCUGAAUUGUGUUGAUAGUUAAUGACACUGAGGGAUGAUUUGGCUUCUGUUGAACUUUAUGAAACACUUUCAGUUUUUCCUCAUAUCCUUAAAACAUCAGCAGAAUGAAGACUGGUGAUGGUUAAGGAAAGAGUAGGCGGGCUGGCUAGAUACCAGUCUUUCAAGGAGAGGAACAGUUGGUGACUGUUAAAAGAGAACAGGUGACACAAAUAUGGCCACAUGGGAAAGGCAGGGGAAAGUCAACAGUUAACAGUUAUGAGCAGUGUAAUGUGUUGGCAACCAGAAAUCUUAGUGAGCAGGCUUUUCCUCCUUUGUAUUUGCAUAAUGUCUUGCUGGUAUGAGGACAAGAGAAAAUUCUAAAUAAAUGUUUAAAAAGGGAAGAAAGGUGGUUGUAAUUACAGUUAAAAGAACCAUGUUGAACAAAACACAAGAUGAGAGAAAUUGGCCCAAUAACCAUCUGUUGAUUAAGUUGUGACCCAGUUUUAGAAGAAAUAGUGAGUAAUAAAUAGCCUGACUUGAAACCCUGAUUAAGGCCUGGAAAAGCCCAUACUCUUAGCUUAGACCUUACCAAGCUGGACCACUUUCUGGGCUUUAUGCAUUCAUAUCCUAUAAGCUAGUUCUUGAUGGACUGGGCCCAUGAAGUAACAUUGAACUUACCUUGUCACCAAACCUCACGCAUCUUUCACCAUAUCCUGUAAGAUCCGAGUUUUUAAUCCUGGCCCCAGGCUCCCUGAAUAACAACCUUGAGACUCAAAUUACAUUUACAACUACCUAGACCAUAAGCUUUGGCUGUUCCCCAACCAUCUCAUAAAUUAAUAUCCCAGUUAUUCUGAUCUAAGUUCUGCCAUGUGGCUGGUUACCUCUGCUCAGGUUUCAUGCAUGUCCUCCUUCCUGUUCAUGGACUCCCAAUCCUCCCUGUUGGAUGUUCCACCUUUGAUUUCCUGGCUCAGCUACAGGCCUAUCAACUUUAAUUAACAGGUGUUGCCUGCAUACAGUACACAAGAGAUUUUACCAACAAUGUCUAACUCCUUCUUAUUAGAAUGAGUGAAUCCAUGUUAUUGUAAAAAAAUAGAUGUUAAGAAAUCAAUCUUUUACAAGUAACACAAAAUUGCACGUGGGCUUCUGGGAAAGUUUUUAUUAUUCUGAAAGAGUAAUUUCUGGUGAAUAUGGUAUUUCAUCUUGGCAGAUUUAGGGAAGAACAUGUAAUUUUAGCACAUGGACCUGUCAGUGAGGUACCAGCAAGCUCCCCAAUUCCUCUUAUACCUUUCUGUGCUAUUAUAUGCUUUAUGUUUUAAUACUCACCAAGAGUAGGUUGUGACUUUUUAACUUUCACCACUGGCUUCCCACUAAACAGAAUUCUUUGACAUUGGGGUCAUGUUUUACUAUUUAUUUUGAAGACUUGAGAGCAAUCAAUAAAGAACUAGUCUACAAUAAUCAUUAUUUCAAUGAUCUUGAGAUAGUCUGUUGUAUGUAGAUACCCAUUUUACGAUUAGCAAGCAAGUUACUAAUUGUAUUCAAGGAACUCACUAGUGAGACAUGCUUUAUAAACUAGAUUAUUGUUACAAAUAAUUCUAAGAAUAUGUUUGCAGAGAUUUAAAAAGAUUUUAAGAUCUAAGAUUUACGUAUCUAUAUCUGUUGUAUUUUAUUAGACAAUCUACUGUCAUAACAAAGUAUUUUAGGAAGAUCUAACAGAGUGCCCUGGACCACAACACCUAGAUGAAGUAAGCUCCAGAGUUUCUUCACUAUAGAAUGAAAUAGGGAUGGAAAGAUGUCUAGUGUAGGCAGUAGGGCUAAGAUCCUUAAAAUAUGCUUUUGGCAGGAAGGGGCAAAAUUUGGGGUGCUUCUGGGGCAGGUGUUGAUAAAAUUGUAAUUAUGAUGCAUAGAGAAGGUGUUUGUUUCAUCCUUGAAAUGUUUAAAUAAAAUGUGAUUAUAUCUUU
This is a messenger RNA of Arvicanthis niloticus (Nile rat), 9096 nucleotides long. It is a transcript of the gene Impg2, whose product is annotated as interphotoreceptor matrix proteoglycan 2. Lineage: Eukaryota; Metazoa; Chordata; Mammalia; Rodentia; Muridae. The record is from RefSeq and is a predicted model, not a curated record. Gene Ontology annotation, molecular function: hyaluronic acid binding; heparin binding. Gene Ontology annotation, biological process: visual perception.